AUGGGUCGUGAAAGACAGAAAAAAAAGAACAGAUCUUCUAUCUCAAAGGCGAGACCAAAAUCCAACAGGACAAAAGCUGGGAAGAAGAAAGUCAAUUUUCUAGGAAACACGACCAUAGCUGAAAAUUGGGAUCGAAAGCUUACCGUCUCUCAAAAUUACAAGAGGUUAGGUCUCUCCUCUAGAUUGAAUGCAGCGACUGGUGGCACCGAGAAGAAAAGAGCCGGCGUGGAUGGUGACAACAAGAACAAUCCUCAAGAUUCCCUUGCCAUAGCCGGACCACGAGCCAGUGCCUUAUCACCUCACGAAGUUCAAGUCGAAAAGGAUCCGGAGACUAGCCGCAUAAUCAGGGUGAUCAGACCAGAGGCCAAUGACGAGGAUGACAACCCUCUAAACGAUCCACUGAAUAAUAUUAUGCAUGUUGAGAAUACAAAACCAAAACCAAAAACACAACACGGCGUUGUUGCAGAACUUGAAGCUCAAGCUGCAGAAGAAGAAGAGCGAUUGGCCAAGAAGCGACCAAGGCACCAGAGUCAACGAGAAGAAGAAUGGAUUGCGAAGCUUGUGAGUAAACAUGGCGACAAUGUCAAGGCCAUGGUCAGAGAUCGGAAGCUCAACCCUAUGCAGCAAACAGAAGGCGAUAUUGGCCGAAGAAUCAGGAAAUGGAAGGCAAAUCGAGCAAUUACGACAUGA
Rhinocladiella mackenziei CBS 650.93 is the source of this 690-nucleotide messenger RNA. RefSeq lists its product as uncharacterized. Gene Ontology annotation, cellular component: nucleolus. Gene Ontology annotation, biological process: ribosomal large subunit biogenesis. The record is from RefSeq and is a predicted model, not a curated record. The transcript has 2 exons. NCBI's taxonomy places the organism in Eukaryota, Fungi, Ascomycota, Eurotiomycetes, Chaetothyriales, Herpotrichiellaceae. Bases 1 to 690 code for a protein of 229 amino acids.